AAACAGCAGGGCAUCGGGGAUAGUUACCGAUAGUUGUUAUUUGCAUUAAGUUUGUGGAAAGAGGAAGAUCGACACUAUAUUGUACAAUUAUUGCAGGGAGAGAAUUUGAUACAGAUUGAUACAAGUACUACUGACUUAAAUUAAGUAAGAAAGAGUCGACUAAUGAUGAUAAUGCACGCGACAUCUGCUAGGCAUAUUCCAGUCAUUUUUACACAAGUGUGAACGACGGUUCUCAAAUUAUGCUGAAUAAAAGAACACUUGGCAGAGAAAUGAGCACCCGCAACAGGUUUCCUGUGAGCAAGCAAGUGAAGACAGGAGUGAAAUUGCCUUUUCAAAUGGAGCCUCGUUUCCAGCUCAUGUAAAUGAGUACUCCAUGAACUCUGAGACUUCUUUUGUCAGAGAUGGAUUUUUAAACCCGCCUGAAAGAGACCCAGCUAGGCUUCCGUCUCCUCAUUAUGGAGUAACUGAAGCUACCGUAAGACUAACUCACCAAGCCAGACAUCCGCUGUAUGCUGUGUACGGUGAAAGACUUAGAUCAUUUGCUAGAUGGACACGUACAAACCCUGAUCCAGUUUGUCUUUGCAACGCAGGAUUCUUCUUUACAAAUGAAGGUGAUCUGGUUCGAUGUUUCUUUUGUGGCAUAGGCCUAAAGGACUUUACAGACAGUGAUGAUCCUUUGCGUGAACACGUUCGACAUUCUGAAAAAUGUCUGUACCUAUUUGAUCACCUUGGAACGGUCAGAUUAGCUUCCAUAAAGGCUAGUUGUCAGGAUCAAGACAGACUUAAAGAUAAUUCCGCUACUCGGUGUCGACAUCCCGAGUAUCAGUCUUAUGAAUCCCGUCUCUCUUCAUUUACUGACUGGCCGACUCAUUUGUCUCAAAAACCGGAAGAUUUAGCAGAUGCUGGGCUAUAUCAUAUUGGAUCAGAAUCGGAACAACUGUACGAAAGUGUGAUCACUGUUUUCGAUAAGUGUUUUCGAGAAGUUCUAUCCUCGUUGCAUCAAGGAUUCAGUAUUUAAGAGAACAGGGAUACGUCGAACAAGCCAGUUAUAACAUCUGGGUGUUGAAGAUCUUGUACGAUGUUUUAGUUGUGAUGGAGGGUUGAAGCGAUGGGAUGCUGAGGACGUCCCGUGGACUGAGCAUUGUCGUUGGUUCCCAACAUGCCCAUAUGCAAGAGAAAUAAAAGGCGAGGACUUUAUAGCUCUAGUCCUAGCUUCUUCAGCGUAUAAUCAGGAGGAACCAACAUAUAACGAAGAAAGUCUUGGUAGUGAUGACCUGCAAGGAGCAAUGAAUCAGAUGACACUUAGAGAUCCUGUAUUAAGAGCUGCGCUAGAGGAACACAAAACCACGUGUCUAGAAAUGGGAUAUGACAUUGCUGACGUAAAUGAAGCUGUAGAUGAUUUAAGGAAUAUGGGAACUAUUACACCGACUAUUGAAGAGUUAAUUGACAUGGUAGAGGUUGUUAAAGAAAGAAAACAAAGUAAGGAGAUAGCUCGCCAAUUGGAGAAUCGUCAUCAAG
Molecule: messenger RNA, 1518 nt
Organism: Ruditapes philippinarum (Manila clam)
Lineage: Eukaryota; Metazoa; Mollusca; Bivalvia; Venerida; Veneridae
Product: baculoviral IAP repeat-containing protein 7-A-like
Exons: 10
Coding region: 374-1018 (214 amino acids)
Biological process (GO): regulation of cell cycle
Cellular component (GO): spindle microtubule; nucleus; cytoplasm
Source: RefSeq, a predicted model, not a curated record